Aspergillus oryzae RIB40 is the source of this 2820-nucleotide messenger RNA. RefSeq names its product alanine--tRNA ligase. Lineage: Eukaryota; Fungi; Ascomycota; Eurotiomycetes; Eurotiales; Aspergillaceae. The record is from RefSeq and is a predicted model, not a curated record. Gene Ontology annotation, biological process: tRNA modification; alanyl-tRNA aminoacylation. The transcript has 6 exons. Bases 1 to 2820 code for a protein of 939 amino acids. Gene Ontology annotation, molecular function: aminoacyl-tRNA deacylase activity; amino acid binding; nucleic acid binding. Gene Ontology annotation, cellular component: mitochondrion; cytoplasm.
AUGAAGGAGGACCAGCUCAUUGCAUAUUGGCUUUGCUUCUGUGACGACGAAUCUCGGGAUUGCUCGCAAGUUCUCCCCGAUCCCAGGCAGAAACGUGAUAGAAUCACUGGGAAGCUCAGUUUCUGCUAUCUCACGUUCAAGGUCAUGAAUGUAAACCGUCAAACCCCAGAACAUUCUACCAUCUUCACACUUCCCCUCCCCCUCCCCCACUUCGAAGAUCUGGACGAUGUGGGAAAGGACAGCUAUCAUCAUACCUUCUUUGAGAUGCUUGGUAACUGGAGUUUUGGCGACUACUUCAAGAAGGAAGCGAUCAAUUACUCUUGGGAACUCAUGACAAAGAUAUACGGAUUGGAUCCUCAACGGCUAUAUGUUACCUACUUCGAGGGGAGCAAGGAGGGUGGCCUCUCACCCGACCUGGAAGCCAAGGAGCUAUGGAAAGCAGUGGGUGUUCCGGAAGACCACAUUCUUCCUGGGAAUAUGAAAGACAAUUUCUGGGAAAUGGGUGAUCAGGGCCCCUGUGGACCUUGCAGCGAAAUCCACUAUGACAGGAUUGGGGGCCGCAAUGCCUCCAACCUCGUCAAUCAGGAUGAUCCCAAUGUUCUUGAGAUCUGGAAUAACGUUUUCAUCCAGUACAACCGUGAGUCAGACCGGUCUUUGAAGCCCCUCCCGAAUAAGCAUGUCGACACUGGCAUGGGCUUUGAGCGUUUGGUCUCGGUACUCCAAAAUAAGUCAUCAAAUUAUGACACCGAUGUGUUUUCUCCGUUAUUCCAAACCAUUAAGGACAUCACUGGAGCACGGCCGUAUCAGGGACGAUUUGGUGUUGAAGAUGCGGACGGAAUCGACACGGCCUACAGGGUUGUAGCAGAUCAUGUUCGAACCCUGACAUUUGCCAUUUCAGAUGGCGUCGCACCGAAUAACGAGGGCCGUGGCUAUGUGAUUCGUCGGGUUCUUCGCAGAGGUGCACGGUAUGCCAGAAAAUACUUCAGGGUCGAAAUUGGCAAUUUCUUUUCCAAGAUCGUACCGACCCUUGUGGAUCAGAUGGGUGACAUGUUUCCAGAGGUCAAGCGGAAACAGCAAGACGUUAUGGAAAUACUUGACGAGGAAGAGAUUUCGUUUGCAAAGACUCUGGAUCGUGGUGAAAGGCAAUUCGAACAUUAUGCUCAGCAAGCUAAGGCUAAGGGAGACGAUAAGCUCCACGGUGCUGAUGUUUGGAGAUUGUAUGACACUUUUGGCUUCCCUGUCGACUUGACUCGUAUUAUGGCAGAGGAACGUGGCCUACGAAUUGACGAUACUGAGUUCGAGGAGGCUCGCUCAAGAGCUAAGGAAGCAAGUAAAGGACAGAAAAAAGCUGCCGCCGACACCGUCAAACUGGAUGUUCACGAUCUUGGAAAAUUGGAGAAAAUGAAUGACGUUCCCAAAACGAACGACUCGGCCAAAUUCGAUAGAGGGAACAUUACUGCCCAGGUCAAGGCGAUCUACCAUGGAAAAUCCUUCCAUCUUUCAACGGAGCAGAUACCCGAGGGUGACCAACUUGGGCUUAUACUCGAUCGCACGAAUUUCUAUGCCGAGCAAGGCGGACAGGAAAAUGACACAGGUAGAAUUGUCAUUGACGGACAGGCUGAGCUUGAAGUUGGCGAUGUCCAGCUUUAUGCUGGUUAUGUCCUUCAUACUGGCUUCAUGAAGUAUGGUUCUCUGUCUGUUGGUGAUGAAGUCAUUUGUGAAUACGACGAACUUCGUCGGUGGCCCAUCAGAAAUAACCACACAGGCACGCAUAUUCUUAAUUUCGCGCUGAAAGAGGUACUGGGAGAUGGUGUGGAGCAGAAGGGCUCACUUGUUGCUGCUGAGAAGCUUAGGUUUGAUUUUUCUCAUAAAUCUCCGGUCACAGAUAAAGACCUGGAAAGGAUUGAGGAUAUAUCGACCGAGUAUAUUCGCCAGAAUUGCGCCGUCUACUCGCAGGAGGUUCCUCUCGCAACUGCCCGACAGAUCUCAGGAGUUAGAGCCGUGUUCGGUGAGACCUAUCCAGAUCCUGUUCGUGUUGUGUCUGUAGGCGUGGAGCUGGAGGAGAUCCUCAAGAAUGUUAAGGACCCUCGUUGGGAAAAAGUUAGUAUUGAGUUCUGUGGCGGAACUCAUGUGCAAAAGACAGGCGACAUUAAGGAGCUCGUUAUUCUGGAAGAGAGCGGCAUUGCCAAAGGCAUCCGCAGAAUUAUUGCAGUUACCGGAGAGGAUGCUCAUGAAGUGCAGCGCGUCGCUCUGGGAUUCGAGAAGCGUUUGGACCGUCUUGAAGCAAUGGCCCUAGGUCCUGAGAAAGAACAGGAUGCCAAGCAAAUUCAAGUCGACCUUAGCCAGUUAUUAAUCUCAGCAGUUCAAAAAUCGAGGUUCCGUGAACGUUUUGCACAUAUCAACAAGCAAAUCAUUGAUUCGCAAAAAGCGCAGCAAAAGCUUGAAUCGAAGAAGGCGCUCGAGGCAAUUACUUCAUACUUCGAAAACCCUGAGAACAAAGACAAGUCGUGGCUUGUUGCUAGGCUUCCAAUUUCAGCAAAUGCAAAAGCUGUUAGCGAAUCCCUGAACCACGUGAAGUCGAAGCUACAGGAUAAAACGGUUUACGUCUUGGCCGCGGACUCUAACCAAGGUCGUGUCGUCCACGGCUGCUAUAUGUCAAAGGGAGCUUCCGCUAGCGAUUGGGCGGCUAUUGUUUCUACUGCGGUUGGUGGAAAGGCUGGUGGCAAAGGGCCCACGUCUAUUGGCAAUGGUACUAACCCAGACAAAACUGACGAAGCUAUUGCCUUGGCUUCUGAUUAUCUUAGCAAGUUUAAGCUUUAA